AUGAGGGUUUUACGUGCGACGGAGAAAUUCUCGGCGGAGCUGAAAGAGUUCAUGUGCGCCGCCGUGCAGAGGAGGAGAGACGAAGACGGAUUCGGAGGCUAUGGUGGUGGUGGUAAAUCGAGAAACGCGAUGGAUCUGGAUUCCGACGCCGGAAACAGAUUGGUUUGUGUUACUGGUGGCGUUUCUUACCUUGGUCGCGCCAUUGUUAAACGCCUCCUUGUUCAUGGCUACUCCGUUAGAAUCGUCGUCGAUUGUUUAGAGGACAAAGAGAAAGUGAGCGAGAUGGAAGCAGACGCUGAAACGGCGUCGUUUAGUAACAGGAUUAGUUCAGUAGUUUCUAGAUUAACAGAGAUAGAGAGCCUAAUCAAAGCAUUUGAUGGUUGUGCUGGAGUUUUCCACACCACUGCAUUUGUAGAUCCAGCUGGAAUCUCCGGUUAUUCGAAAUCAAUGGCGGAAUUAGAAGCAAAAGUGAGCGAGAAUGUAAUCGAAGCAUGUACAAGAACAGGGUCGGUCCGAAAAUGCGUGUUCACAUCAUCUCUCUUAGCCUGCGCUUGGCAAGACAAUUCCUUUAACAAUCUUGAUCACUCUGUUAUCAACGAAGAAAGCUGGAGUGAUGAACAACUCUGCAUCGAUAACAAGCUUUGGUAUGCUCUUGGAAAAUUGAGAGCUGAGAAAGCUGCUUGGAGAAUCGCAGAAGCAAAAGGAUUAAAGCUUGCAACUAUAUGUCCCGCUCUUAUAACCGGUCCUGAUUUCUUCAACCGUAACUCCACUUCAACAUUGGCUUAUCUCAAAGGAGCGAAAGAGAUGUAUAGCAACGGAUUAUUAGCGACAAUGGAUGUGAACAGGUUGGCUAAAGCUCACGUAUGUUUAUGGGAAGGUUUGGGUAAUAAAACCGCGUUUGGUAGAUACGUUUGUUUUGAUACCAUUCUCUCUAGAGAUGGUGCUGAAAAGCUUGCUAAAGAUAUUGGUGUUCAAAUCGAAAAGAUUUGCGGUUCAAACGCAAACGCAGAAACAGAAGAUACUACUUCUUCUUCUAAUAUACAAAUAUCAGAUAAAAAGCUAUUGGAUCUUAUGUCAAGAACUCUAAGAAGUUGUUACCAUGAAAGUUAG
This is a messenger RNA of Arabis nemorensis, 1110 nucleotides long. The record is from the annotation of a GenBank genome assembly. Lineage: Eukaryota; Viridiplantae; Streptophyta; Magnoliopsida; Brassicales; Brassicaceae.